This is a messenger RNA of Aspergillus luchuensis, 663 nucleotides long. RefSeq lists its product as uncharacterized. The record is from RefSeq and is a predicted model, not a curated record. The transcript has a single exon. Bases 1 to 663 code for a protein of 220 amino acids. Lineage: Eukaryota; Fungi; Ascomycota; Eurotiomycetes; Eurotiales; Aspergillaceae.
AUGGACGUUGAUCCUGCUGUCCCAAACUUUGCGCAAACCCGCCACGAAAAUGUCCCUACAAACGGUGGCGAUCUGGCGGUCAAGGCAGAAGAUGCUGAAGAGGCUGGAGAAGCGCCUCAGGCCGGUGGUUCGAUAACCCCCCAAUCGACAGGGACAGCGAAUCCGCCAAUCCAGUCGACCAAACCACGAGGUCAAUCAGACCAAAUGCCAGCAAUACAGGUCGACGACGACGACGAUGACGACGGCGUACUGGUGGACAUGCAGUCUUUGUCCAUAUCUACGGAUGGUGUUGCGGACGCGUGGUGCAGAGAGCGAGGAACGAAAGCACUCGUGCGCCUUGGGCCAAAGCGGUAUCCUAAGUAUGUGGUCCGGCCAGGUGAAUGGUACAGCACCGGAAACCUCCAGAAGGUGUCUGAUGCCGAGUCGCGGUUCACUUCCAUUAAGACGAAAGAUAAAACAGGCAAAAUACAACGGCUCUACGGCAAAGCAAACAUAGCAUGGUAUGACGGAGUGGCUAUUGUGGGCAACGGCGUGGUCACUUCCUCUUUACGAGCGCCCACCACUUACGUCAAGAUGAAAUGGAAGGACAUCAGGGAAGAGCAUGCACACCUAUGCAGGAAUGGGAAGAACUGGACAUCGCGAAGACCGACCUGGGUAAGAUAG